CACAGCCUAUUGCCAUUGAUCUGAGGCCGCCAGUCAACAGCUUCAUUCCAUCCCUAUCUUUUGAAACAGAGUUAGUAAACAGUGCUUUGACUCUUUGCCAGAUGGUUGUGUGGCUUUGAUUCACCAGUGUUUGUCCAGCGGUCUGAACAGAGGGGUCAUUGAAAUGCAUAGAAAGCAGCACUUAGAACUCCUCCUACUAAGCUGAUUCCCGAAUUCAAUUGAUGGUUGCAAAGGGGAAAUGAGCCUGCUCAGUUCCCCAAGCCUCAGUGCUUGUUGACCAUUAACCAAGACCCCAAACUGAUCCGCUGGGCUUUAGUUCACACACCCAUUCUCUACUAUAAGAAUGAAGGACCCAACAGGGAAGAUGGUUACUGACCCAAGGAGAUAUCCUGUCUUAGCGAUCAUGGUACAACUGCUUUUCAUCUUUGUUGGUGCAGGGUCUGGAAAUUUUACAAGAAGCCAAGCAUGCACCGAUUUCCAGUCUGCAAGCUUAUUACGCGGCAGCAGCCUCAAAGUUCAGUUUCUCCUGUUCUCCUCUUCCAACCCCAGCUGUGGACAGCUGCUUUCCACACGUGAGGACCUGCAAAACUCCAGUUUCGAUGCCACCUUGGGAACCAAAAUAAUCAUCCAUGGUUUCAGGGUCCUCGGUACGAAGCCCUCCUGGAUAGAUGGGCUGAUUAAGGCCUUGCUCCAGGCAGCCCAAGCCAAUGUGAUUGCUGUCGACUGGGUCCAUGGAAGCACAGCAGCCUAUUAUGCCGCAGUGGAAAAUGUGAUGAAGUUGGCACUAGAAAUAGCCAGUUUUAUUCGCAAAUUGCUGGACUUGGGAGUGCCUGAGAAGUCCAUCCACCUUAUUGGGGUGAGCCUUGGAGCCCAUGCCGGGGGUUUGGUAGGCCAUUUCUUUGAAGGCCGACUGGGAAGGAUUACUGGUCUGGAUCCUGCAGGGCCCAAGUAUACCAAGGCCAGCCGCGAAGAGCGCCUAGAUCCUGGAGAUGCUGUCUUUGUGGAAGCCAUUCACACAGAUGCAGACAAUUUUGGUAUCCGGAUACCUGUUGGCCACAUUGAUUACUAUGUCAAUGGUGGCAGAGAUCAGCCUGGAUGUCCCCGUUUUAUAUCAUCUGGCUAUAACUACCUGAUCUGCGACCAUAUGAGAUCGGUGCAUUUCUACAUUAGCGCCUUGACUGACCCCUGCCCCAUGAUGGCGUUCCCUUGCUCGAGUUACCAGGAUUUCUUAACUGGCCACUGCUUGGACUGUUUUAACCCUUUCCCCCUCUCCUGUCCAACAAUAGGACUGCUAGACAAUGGAGGAGUCCACAUGGGAAAACUACCGACAGAGGUAAAGGUUUACUUGGCCACAGCUACGUCAGCACCAUACUGUGUGUACCAUAGCCUGGUAGAAUUUCGCAUGCAGACGACGAGGACUUCGGACACCAACAUUGAGGUAGCCUUUCUCAGCACCAACUCCUCAUUCAGCACCAGCAUUAUCAUACCCAAGCAGCAGACCUUAGGCAAGGGCCUCCUGACACACUCUGCCCCGCUGUGCCAGAUGAAAAACAUGAUGCUGCAGUACCGUCACAAGACCUGGAGAAGGAAUAAAGAUGAGACUCCUGUUUUGGGCCAGUUCUGUACUGCUCCCCUGCCUGUCGACACCAGUAAGGAGAUGUUCUGUCUACCUCAGCUGCUGACUCUUACACGAAACAACCCACUUCUACAUGGCCUCACCGUUGCCUGCGAUUAGCACAAUUGAGCAAAGAGAUAACAACAAGAGUCCUAAGGGUGAAGGCAUAUAUUCUAAAAUACAAAAUGUGAUAGAAGCCCAGUUGUCGGGGAACUAAGCAGAUGCAGAUACAGAAAUUCUCUCAGUUCACGUGUUCUCUCAGUGUUUAGGAAUGGAGUUCUUUGAAGCAAAUGUGAGCUGCAUUUGUCCACAGCACAUUCUUGUCCGUAGAUUAGACAUAUUUAAUGUUGUAUUCUUUACAUGUUGCUUUGCUUGAUGUUUCAUAAUGCUGUUAUCCUGAAACUCCCUGCGAGAGGAAGAUUUUAUUAUUCCCUCCCUCUUCUACAUCACCUCAAUAUACUAGCUGACAGUCAGCAGACUGAGAGACUGGGAACAUUUCCAUUCCCAAGUCAAUCCAGGAAGAGUUUGCCCAUUUCUAAUGUUACCUGUAGGGGUCGUAUUGUUUCCGAUUGUUGUUGUUUAGUCGUUUAGUCGUGUCCGACUCUUCGUGACCCCAUGGACCAUAGCACGCCAGGCACUCCUGUCUUCCACUGCCUCCCGUAGUUUGGUCAAACUCAUGUUCGUAGCUUCGAGAACACUGUCCAACCAUCUUGUCCUCUGUCGUCCCCUUCUCCUAGUGCCCUCAAUCUUUCCCAACAUCAGGGUCUUUUCCAAGGAUUCUUCUCUUCUCAUGAGGUGGCCAAAGUAUUGGAGCCUCAGCUUCACGAUCUGUCCUUCCAGGGAGCACUCAGGGCUGAUUUCCUUAAGAAUGGAUAUUGUUUCCGAUAGCAGCUGCUAAAACUCAACCAUUUGUAAAACAAACGCAGUCAUCACUAAGGAGUGUCUGGUAUCAUGAUUUUGACUCAAGUAUUCAAUGAUGUUAAUAGUCUCCUUUGAUACUCUGUUUGUAGGUUCUGCUGCAGCUGUUAUGCUUUCCUAACAUGUCAAACUAAGUAGCACGUAAACUAUGUUUUAUGACAUCAGAUUGUUCAAAGUGGUAAGAAAGGAAAAGGAUUGCAUGCUUUAAAAAAAAAAAAAAGUCGCCACAACUACCAAUAAAGAAA
Zootoca vivipara (common lizard) is the source of this 2778-nucleotide messenger RNA. It is a transcript of the gene PLA1A, whose product is annotated as phospholipase A1 member A. The record is from RefSeq and is a predicted model, not a curated record. NCBI's taxonomy places the organism in Eukaryota, Metazoa, Chordata, Lepidosauria, Squamata, Lacertidae. Gene Ontology annotation, biological process: lipid catabolic process. Gene Ontology annotation, molecular function: glycerophospholipid phospholipase A1 activity.